AUUCUUCUAGGAAUUUCGCAAACAUGAAGUUUCUUAUUUGUGGAAUUGUAGCGUCAGCUUUGCUCCUUUUGGGCGAGCAGAAUUUGGUGCAAGGACAAUAUGCUCCACCACCUCCAGGAUUUUAUGCACCACCCCCACCAGCACCACCUCCACCAAGCUAUUGGGCCCCGCCACCACCAGCACCGCCUCCACCAAGCUAUUAUGCCCCACCACCACCAAGCUAUUAUGCUCCACCACCACCUUCAUGGGGCCCAAGCUUUUAUUUCUAAUGACCAGUUUGUGUUGUAGAGGGUAGUCUUCUACAUACAAAUAAAUACCGCCUACUCUUGUUGGGUGAAGAUUCUACAUUUUUGACCAUA
This is a messenger RNA of Scaptodrosophila lebanonensis, 359 nucleotides long. RefSeq names its product leucine-rich repeat extensin-like protein 3. Lineage: Eukaryota; Metazoa; Arthropoda; Insecta; Diptera; Drosophilidae. Bases 24 to 269 code for a protein of 81 amino acids. The record is from RefSeq and is a predicted model, not a curated record. The transcript is spliced from 2 exons.